ACGAACAUGUCGCGCGCUCUUUAUUUGUUUACGUCUCGAGCUAAGUUUAAUAACAAUAUAAUACACGAGAGUCCGAAUGAGCCAUAAAAUGUUACUGAUUGCAUACAAGUGUAGCAUUUAAAUAUCUGAAGGGAGAAAAGUCUGUACAUAUCAAAUACGCGUGUAAGUCUAUCACAUACAGUCACAUUAAUUUUCUCACAUAUUGUACACAUUAAAUUGCAGGUAUUUAUUUUAAAUUCAUUGGGUGUUUGCACCUGAUUCGGGACAGAUUAUGUAGUGUUUGAGUCAGAAUCAGGACGUUCUGCUCUCAGUGAUGGCAAGUCCAUCGUAUCCCAGUGAUCGCGGGUCUAGUUCUGCUCUUCAAGCGGUGCUGGAGCAGCUGCAGUCCGCACACACUCUGUCCCUGACCCUCCCCAGUCCGCUGUGCGUGGCUGUCAUCGUUUUGGACCGGUACCUGAGCCUACAACAUCCCGCCACUGAGUCCUACAGCUAUGAUAUGACGGUAACGGACGGUCAGUGGCGAGUGAAGUGUCAGUUGGCGGAGAGUCUGACCCGGUUGGUCUGGAAGGGCUCACUGCGCUGUGGGACUGGGGUUCUGGUGGCCCAACUGUCGGUAGUCUACGAUGAAACGAGGUUGAGUCACAGUUACCUGAGAAUAGACAGCAUCCACAGCGUUGUGGAGCUCCCUGAGAGGUUUCUGUCCAUAAAAGACGACGAGAAUAUCCCGCAGUGGAGUCGCAAUGAUGUGAGCCGGACUGAUGGACCCCUCCAGCUGGGCAGAAAACAUUACUUAUCCCUGUGGAUAAACGAUGAUCCUUAUGGUAGCGUGUGGAUUCCCAACAGCCCACCGCCAGAAGUGGUUAUUGAUGUGUCUAAAAUCACUCUACUUGCGGAUCUGGAUGCAUUCUUUCACAGCUCUAGACGGCCGCUCCCACUGCUGGUCAGAAUUCUGCACAGAUCCAGGAUCAAGUACUAUGGAAAACCAGGACAAAGAGUUGACUUCCCAUUUCAAGUUUACUAUGAGGUGGCUGAUCAGAGUGGGAUCAUGUCCAUGGUUUUGUGGAAUGAUCUUUGUCCUGAGUGGUACAAUCGACUGACAGUGGGCUCGGUUCUGUACCUGCAGCAGUACACUUUGAAACACAGUUAUCAAAACCGGUCCAGACCGCAGAUCAACACGCUCUCUAUCAUGGCUUUUCGCUCUAUUGAGAUCUGCUUGAAUCCUCGAAGUCCUGCAUCAAUAGUGACGGUGAUUCCGCCGAAAAGUGUUCAGACUCAGUGGAGCCUUCCUGAUGUCCCAUACAACUUCAUCACAAGGUCAGAGGUGGAGGCAUUAAACAGUAACUAUGCCUGUGACAUCAUCGGUCUUGUGACAUAUGUGGGGCGCAUUGAGCGAAUCAGAAGCAAGGAAAAGUCUGGACCUGAGAAGUUCUGGGCAUAUCGAUGGGUACAUGCAGUGGAUGGGACAACUGACUCUCCCUUUAUCUUGGAGAUCUUCUCGACAUCCCAGCCAGAGAUCUUCAACAAUAUCUGCCCCAUGACGUAUCUGGUGUGCACUCAGAUGAGGGUGUGUCAGGUAGUAGGCAGUUCUGUCUAUCUCACCAGUAGCACAGAAACUCAGCUCUUCAUCACAGGCUGUCACAAAAAGCAGCCAUAUGUCAAUGAACCAAAGGUAAAAGCAUUCAUCCAGUGGACUAAGACACUCAAGGACAGUGUCAUGCUGCGGAGGACUGCUGUCGGAGGACAUUACUGCUACCCUCCUGGCCAACCCACCUUCACACCAACCACCAAUAACAACACGGCCAAUGAGACAUCAAUAACAGCCGUUGCUGACAUGAAGGGGGAGCUAGAGAGUCUGCAGUAUCGGGAGCAUAGGAGAGUGGCCAUACAGGGCUAUGUGGCUGCAGUGCAGUACCACAUCUGGCCGCCAGGGGAACUACACCCUGUAGUCAACACUGUACAAGGCACGUCACAAAGUGAGCAACAGCUGGAAGGUGCUAGAGUGGUAAUGCCUCUCUCCACAGGGGAUGAGGGGUUUGUGGAACAGGGAGAAAUAGACUCAAUAUCAUCCGAUUCUGACACUGCAGCUAUACCUAAACGCAGGAAAAUGCAAACAGACUCAAGAAGAGUAUGGCGUCGAUAUUUGACCAGAUCCAAAGUGCAAUCAGACAGGCAGAUGGGCUUCACCUCUCAUGAAGAGGAGGAAGAGGAGGGCUGUAACAGAGAGGAGGCAGACACAGUGGAAUUUGAGAGGGGAGACGAAGAGGGCAACCAGACAUCAAGUGGAGUCCCAGACGCACAGCAAACUGCCAGCCACACCAGUGCAAUGUGGGAGAGCAGCUACUGGCCAUUACUAAAACAGAAAAUGACAGAUCACUUUUACUGUGGCAAGCUCGAUCAAGAAAGCAUUCCAGAAAAAUUCCAGUUUGAUGACAAAGAAAUUCUGCUACAUCACCUGAACCUGAGUCCAGCAAGAUGGACCCCCGAUCUCAACUCACAUACACACACACCUGUGGCCUGCACUGGCUACUUUACACUCACCAUACUGGGGCUAAAUCACAAGGCUGCAGUAGAUGUUAUGUUUGUGCCUGUCAUUUCCUCCGAUGACCCCAGAGCUGCUGGAGUGCCCCACAGUCAACAUGAUAACUCAUUGCUGUCCUGCCUGUCAACGGGACACCUGUGUGUUCAGCCAGAUGGUACCCACCCUGCACCAGGGUCGUUGAUGAGUUUUGCUCCUCAGAUGGAGUCAGAAAGAGUGGUGUGUAUUGUUGAUUUGUGUCUGCUUGGAGAGAGCAGAAUAGAAAUGAUCUGCUCCAAACUUUACAAGACAGCAGACAUCUGCCAGGCCGACAGCAGAUAAUGAGACUCUACACAUCACAAAAAUAAUCAUGCAAAAUAAAUAAAAGUUUUCUGACUGAAUUACAAAUGUGCCAAGGCCAGUAUCGUUACUAAAAUGCAUUCUGAAGAGCUGAUGUGAGUUCGGUUUGUUGGACUAAGUGGGUUACAAAAUAUUUUUACUGAUUUACACACAAUAAAAGCUUUUUGUUAUUGGUUUGAUAUGGGUGUAAUCCUUUGUUUAAAA
Messenger RNA from Xyrauchen texanus (razorback sucker), 3079 nucleotides. RefSeq names its product RPA1 related single stranded DNA binding protein (gene radx). The transcript has 15 exons. Gene Ontology annotation, molecular function: single-stranded DNA binding. Gene Ontology annotation, biological process: regulation of DNA repair. Gene Ontology annotation, cellular component: replication fork. The record is from RefSeq and is a predicted model, not a curated record. The coding region runs from base 314 to 2857 and encodes 847 amino acids. Lineage: Eukaryota; Metazoa; Chordata; Actinopteri; Cypriniformes; Catostomidae.